AUGCUGCCGUCCCAGCAAGUCCCACGGCGACCGGCACAGGAUCCGUACCGCUACAGCUCGGCGAGCGACGACAGCGAGUCGGCGACUUCAUCAGUCUCGUCCGCGCAACAUCCGGCGCACCACCCGCUCGACGCAGAGGAGGACGGCGGGGAGUCAGUGGGGGAGGGCUCACAUGCGCAGACUGGGACAGGGCAAGCGCAGGUGCGGCCCACGAGACCACACGACCCGGUUCGCCUUGCCUUGCCUCGCCCACCGCAACGAACGGUGAGCAUCGACACGGCCGGCGAACGAACCUGCUGGAUCUGCUACGCGACGUCGACGGAGGAACCCAAUCGCCCGUUCAUUCACGCCUGCUCCUGCACCCUCCUCGCCCACCCCGACUGCCUCCUUCAGUGGAUCCAGACGCAGGCGGCAACGCAGGCUCAGGCGCCGCGCUGUCCCGUAUGUGCGACGCCGAUCGUGAUCAAGGAGAAGCGGAGUGAGGCGCUGCGGCUGUACAAGAAGGUGCGACGAAACCUCGACCAGGUCUCGCUCGUCGCGGCAGUCGGAAGUCUGGCGGCGAGUGGGUGGUUCGUUGCAGCGGCGUACGGCGCCUGGGCGAUCAAGGUCUUCUUCGGCGACCAGGUCACGCAGGCGCUUCUUCUGCGGCACGAGAACGGCUUGCCUUGGAGGUACUGGCUCAACUUGCCCCUUAUUCCGCUCACCCUCGUCCUCUCCCGCACCCCGCUCAUCGACUCGCUCCUCCCCUUCCUCCCGCUCACCCUCGUCCUCUCUACCCAUACUCACACACCUCUCUUCGACCCAAUCGGUCUCGACGACCUCACGCUCCGCUGGCCGCCUUCACCAACCCUCACGGUCUGCCUCCUCCCCUGGCUUCGCAUCUUCUACUUUCGCAUGCGCACGAAAGUCUUUGACGCUGUCCUCGGCAAAAAGAAGCGGUUCAGAGGGUUGGCGGGUGUCUUUGAAGAGGCGGCGGAGGACGAGCUGGCGACUGUUGACACGAACGAGCAGCCGAGGAGGGAGAUCAUGGGUGUUGUGGCGACGUUUGAGCUGGAUGUCGAGGCUGAGACAGCACGGCAGGCGGCCGCGUCGACUGCUCAGGCUGGUGAAGCAGUGACUCAGCCCAACGGAGCUCGACCGGAGGCUCAGACGGAGCAGCAUGAGGACGCCGCACCGGCGCCUCCGUACGCCGAGAUCGAACCGGCGCAGCAAGAGCAAGACGGCGAGGAGCAAGGCGUGCAGCCUGACCUACUGCGUCUUCGCGUCGGUCUUGGACGGCUCACCUCCAUCGUCCUCGGCGCUCUCCUCUUCCCCGCCCUCUCCUCCCUCGCCGGUUCAGCCCUCUACUUCCUCGCCUCCCGCCAGUCCUCCGCCCGUCCCUUCCGCCUCCUCCGCCGCAUUCUCGGCAUAAGCGCCGUCAUUGCCGCCUCGCGAACGAGCUCAACCGCCUCACGCGCAGGCAGCGUUCUCGGACUCGGCUGGAUUCGCCAGCUCACGAGUGCUGGAUCGGCGCUUCGCGCUGCGCCGAUGGACCCGCGGUGGGUGCGCAACACGAUCGGAGCGGGGUUGGUGCUGCUCGUCAGGGACGCGUUCGAGCUGACGGCUGGAGUGCUGGAGAAGCGGAGGAAGGAGUCGAGGAGGAUCGUCGAGCGGCCGUUCAGGCCGAGCUCGGGUGCGAAUGGUACGCAGGAGCCGAGGAGGGCGAGCGAUGGUACGGCGGCUACAGCAGCGGUGUCGAGCGGCGGACGGGACAGGCAGGGUCGUGAGGCUGUCGUGCACAACUUUCUGUAG
This is a messenger RNA of Rhodotorula toruloides NP11, 1791 nucleotides long. RefSeq names its product zinc finger, RING-CH-type protein. The transcript has 2 exons. Gene Ontology annotation, molecular function: zinc ion binding. The record is from RefSeq and is a predicted model, not a curated record. NCBI's taxonomy places the organism in Eukaryota, Fungi, Basidiomycota, Microbotryomycetes, Sporidiobolales, Sporidiobolaceae. Bases 1 to 1791 code for a protein of 596 amino acids.